Cutaneotrichosporon cavernicola is the source of this 468-nucleotide messenger RNA. RefSeq lists its product as uncharacterized. Bases 1 to 468 code for a protein of 155 amino acids. NCBI's taxonomy places the organism in Eukaryota, Fungi, Basidiomycota, Tremellomycetes, Trichosporonales, Trichosporonaceae. The record is from RefSeq and is a predicted model, not a curated record. The transcript is spliced from 4 exons.
AUGUUCGGUUUCGUCCUCGUCUGCUUCCUUUCCCUUGUCCGCGCCAACGACGUCAUCCCCGACUGCACCCGCACCGCCACGGUCGUCGCCGGCGACACCUGUGACAAGAUCUCUACUCGUUACGGCGUCUCGACCUUCCAGCUCGCGCUUGUGAACACUCCCGAGAUCAACGAGAACUGCGACAACCUUAUGCCCGACCAGGUCGUCUGCCUGGGUGUCGCGGAUGAGGACUGCACCAAGGUCUACACCGUUGUUGAGGGCGACACCUGUGACUGGAUCCAGGAGAUGUACGGCAUGGACGCCAACACUCUCUGGAGCAACAACCCCCAGAUCAACGCCGAGUGCACCAACAUUUACACCGGCGAGGUCCUCUGUGUUGACACCGACUGCUUUGACUACCCCGAGUUCAACCAGACGGCGUUUGACGUCGUCGCCGAGACCUACGUCCCGUUCUGUGACGAGAUCUAA